CAUUACAUCACAUCACACAAAUGGGGCGUCUGCUGGUUGAUCAGGACGAGUAACUUCAGGUCACACCUAGAGAACUGCCAAAAAGGUUUUUUGAAUCCCAAGAUGAUGGAAGACAGCGGCCGAAGAAGAACCAUGUUAAAGGACGGCAGCUGGAUCAGACGAGAUGUUGAGGAGGACGAAGCGGUCGAUUACGAUCCAAACUUUGGUAAAUCUAUCCUGGGACGGCUGAAAUCAACAGAUGAUUCUGACAGCCCCCCGGUGAACUCUGGGACAUCCGUCAACUCUCUCACCAAACAAUUUGGUGACAGUCAGGCGCUCAAUAAAAGCAGCAUCAGCACAACAACUAAGAGCUCCGUGACGCCCCGCAAACCUCCCGUUCCGGUCAAGAAUCCAGCGGUCAAGACCUCACCUAACACAUCGAGUUUUACCGCCCGUGUUUUUUCAGGCGCGAACACAAGCAAUAAAACGGUAAAUAGUCCUGUUAAAAGAUCCUUCGGUGAGAAGUCUCCAGAGGUCACAGUCUCUCAGACGAUCAAUCGAGUAGAAAAAAACCCCAGUCCUGCACCCGUCCCACCUGUGAUUUUACCUCCACCUCCACCACCUGUGUCAUCCGUCACAUCCACCAGCUCCAGCAUGAAAGAGAUGAUUGUGAAAACACCUGUCAGUCCAUCACCUGUUAAGAGCCCAAGCAGAUAUGAAAAUGCGUCAUACUCACAAGAAUCGCCCACUUCCUCUGUGACUACUACUAAACGGAUCAUCAGCAGCUCUAGCUCAAGUUCUCUUAUAAUGGAUGAGACUCAAAGUAAAAAAACUCCAGAGAGCUCAGAGAACUUCAAGCUGAGUGAUGUCAGUUAUUCUUCAACACGCACAACUCCAUCAUCGGAGAGCCUGAGCACAACCUAUUACAGCAGUCAAAGAUCCAGUGCUCCGCUGGAUGAUCUGUCUGAUACUCUAAUCCCGAGCCGCUCUGGAAGUGUGUAUUCACAAUCGUCCCCAUCCCAUGAUGUCAGUUAUUCUUCAACACGCACAACUCCAUCAUCGGAGAGCCUGAGCACAACCUAUUACAGCAGUCAAAGAUCCAGUGCUCCGCUGGAUGAUCUGUCUGAUACUCUAAUCCCGAGCCGCUCUGGAAGUGUGUAUUCACAAUCGUCCCCAUCCCAGUCACACAUGAUGUCAGUUGAUCAGUCUCACUCAAGUGUGUAUUCACCUUCUAAAUCAUCAUCCUCAGAGUUCACCUCCAGCAGGACUGUCAGCACUCGUGAUGUUUGUUCAGUUUGUGGUAAACCCACCCCUGGAUCAGCAAAAAUGAUUCUAGAAGAUCUGCAGAUUUCCUGUCACACCUCCUGCUUCAAGUGUGCUGUAUGUCACACAGCUCUUGGGAAUCUGGAGAUUGGAAAGUCUUUGUGGGUUUACAGAGAUCGAGUAAACUGCUCAAACUGCUACAAUAAGAUCAAGGGUCAGUGGUACAACUGAGAAAACCAUGAAUAUAAACAGAGACUGCUGGCAGAAUGUAAAGAGAUUAUUCAUCCAGAUCCAGUCAAUGAGUUGUUAUUAAAUGAGGAGAUGUGUUGAUAUUUAUGAACAUUAGAGCAUGAUAAAGAUUAUUAAAGUGUUAUUCUUAUGAUUAUCAUUGGGCAAAGAUUUAAUAAUUCAUGAGCUUCAGAAUCAUAUAUAACUUUAUAUAUUCAAAUAUAUGAAUAUGGUUUAGCAGCAGCUACUUCUAUUCAUUUAAAAUAAUUUCAUUGUGAUAGGUGAGGUGAUGUGUUUAUUCAUAUUAUAAAACGGUUGUGUUUUUGCUGAUCUUGUAACUUUCUGUGUCAAAUAAACAUCAAACUCACAUUUA
Molecule: messenger RNA, 1843 nt
Organism: Triplophysa dalaica
Lineage: Eukaryota; Metazoa; Chordata; Actinopteri; Cypriniformes; Nemacheilidae
Product: sciellin
Exons: 22
Coding region: 103-1473 (456 amino acids)
Source: RefSeq, a predicted model, not a curated record